ACAAAUCGAAGACCCAAAUUUGAAUUUCCUUCUUCGUUUUACAAAAACCAAAACAUUCAAUUGGAAGGAAUUCAAUGGCAAAUUAAAUUAAAUCACGUUAUUUUAUUUAGUGGAAAAAAGAAUAAGAAUUUGGAAAUAAUAAUGCAAUAAAUUGAUGGGAAAAAAAAAACUCCCGCUAUCAACUAUAAUUUGGCGGAAACCACAAAUAAGUUAAACAAAAAAUGACAGGGACCCACCACAAAUCUGUCCUUCAUUUUUUUUAUUUUUUAUAGUUGCUUUUUAAUUAUGUACUCCCUCCGUUUCGUAUUAAUCGUAACUCUAGGGUGUUCACAAAGUUUAAGAAAAUAUAUAGGGUGGAGCCAAAAAGAAGAUUUUUUUUAUAAUAUAAAGUAUUGUUGGUAGGAGAGAGAAAUAAUAAAAAAGUAGUAUAAGUGGGGUUGAUAGGAAAGAGAAAUAAUAAAAUAUUUGUGAAAGUAGGGUUAGUGGGAAAGAGAAAUCAUAAAAUAAUGAUGAGUUAUUUUCAAAUAUAAAAGUGUUGCAAUAAUAUGAAAUAAAUGUAAAAAGAAAGUGUAGCAAUUAAUACGAAACGGAGGAAGUAGUGCUGUACACAUGGGGGGCCCACACUUACUUGAGACCUCAAAGAACUUUAAGGUAGAAAAAUUCUCUUACUAAGGGUCUUUUCUAUUGAGCUUAAUUUCAUUUCAGUUUAGUUUAGUUCAGUUUAGUUCAGCUCCAAUCAGUUCAGUUCAGUUCUUAUGCUAAUUUAUUUGUUUAUAUGAUUUAGCUAAUGAUAUUGUUAAUGACAAUUAGUUUAGGCAUGCCUUUGGGUCGAUCUUUUUAAGGUUAUCUUUAUGUCUAAUGAUAUUGCUAAUGAUAAUUAAAGCCAAAUUUCAUACUUUUUAGUAUAUAUUACAACGACAACGACGACGACAACAACAACAACAAUAAUAAUAAAUAAUAAUAAUUGUUCAAAUGGUUAUAAUGGAAGUGCGUAGUUUUGGGUCUUUGUUUCCUUUUUUUUUUCAUUUUUUUAUUUUUGGAUAUUUUCUUCGUUUGUUUUUUUUUUGGUUUGUUUUUAUUCAUUUUUUAACAGCCAAACUAUUACAGUAGAUUAAUUCACAGGCAUUAAUUAACAUGAAAAUAAAAAAUUUUAAAAAAAAAGAAAAACUAUUAGUGGAUUAAUUUUGAACUUUAAUUUAUUUUUCAUAAUUAGUAGUGGAUUAAUAUCAUUACUAAUCCAUAGUUAAAAAUGAUUAAUCCAUUGUCAAAUAUUUCAGUUCAGUUCAGUUCAAUUCAGCUCAAAUUAGUUCAGUUUAGUUCAUUUUAGUUGUUUCCAGUAAAUCGAAACAAGUCCUGAAAUGCUCUUACUUGAGUCCUAGAGAACUUAAACUAGUAGAGAUAGAGAAAUUCUCCAUUUCAAAGUAGUAACAUGGUACAACUUCCGAGCCACGUACUAAUCGUGUAAAUUAAAAAGCUGUAGGGGUGAUCACUAAAAAACAUUACCAUCUUGGUACAGACAGACAACAGCUGAACAUCACUUUCAUAAUACACCACCACCCAAAAAAUAUAAAAAAAAUUAAAAUUCACCCUUUGCACGUGCUCCUCACCAAUUUCCCCACUAUCUUCCUUCUCCUCCAAAAAUACACUAAAAAAAUCAAAAUUUAAAAAAAAUACAAGUAUUAAAAAAACAAAAAACAAAAAACACAAUUCAUUUCUUCCUCCUCCCUCUUCCUCCUCCUCCUCUUAGCGUGCGCAUCACAUCAAAUCACCAAAAUUCAUUCAAACCCCAACUCAAAUUCCCCCAUCACAUCACCAUUAUGUAGCUAAGCUCAGCUCAGCUUAACUACACUCACUUUACACUCCAUUGAAGACCAAUUUCACAUUUUAGAGAGAGAAACAACUUCUAGAGAGAGAAACUGUUUGUUGUUUGUGUGAAGAUGCAGAUACAGAUGCAAGCUUACAACAGACUACCAAGCAGCGGUCAUACGACGCCAUCUCCGCCGCAAUCUCCGUCAGUAAGGUCGCCGAGGUACCGCCAUGGAAGGUCUAAGCAAGGUCGACCUGGACCUCCACCUCCCAGAACAAUGGCGCAUCGUUUGGCUUACUUGGUUUUAUCAGUUUUGUUGAGGAGACAAGGGAUUUUUUUAUUUGCGCCGUUAAUUUAUAUUUCUGGGAUGUUAUUUUAUAUGGGUACUGUUUCGUUUGAUGUGGGUCCUGUUAUUUCGCAUCAUCCUGCUCCUGGGUCUGUUUAUCGGAGUCCGCAGUUAUAUUCCAAGCUUCGGCCGGAGAUGGAUGCUGAUAAUUCUACUGCUGAUGCGAUAUCAACUAUUUGGAAAAAUUCCUACAAGGGUGGUGAGUGGAGACCAUGUGUAAACAAGUCUACUCCAGGAGGCUUGGCUGAUUCAAAUGGUUACAUUUAUGUUGAGGCAAAUGGUGGCUUGAAUCAGCAGAGAGCAUCGAUAUGCAAUGCAGUUGCUGUGGCAGGCUAUCUCAACGCCACACUUGUUAUUCCAAAUUUUCAUUAUCAUAGCAUCUGGAGGGAUCCUAGUAAGUUCAAUGACAUAUACGAUGAAGAGUAUUUCAUGAGUAUGUUGCAAAAUCACGUACGUGUGGUCAAUAUGAUUCCUGAUUACCUGAUGGCUCGUUAUGAUCACAAUAUGAGCAAUGUUUACAAUUUCAGAAUAAAAGCAUGGUCUACUAUUCAAUACUACAAGGACAAUGUCCACCCAAAAUUGCUUGAAGAGAAGGUUAUAAGGAUCUCUCCAUUUGCAAAUCGAUUGUCAUUUGACGCUCCUCCAGCUGUUCAACGGCUUAGGUGCUUGGCUAAUUAUGAAGCUUUGAGGUUCUCAAGCCCAAUCUUAACCUUGGGGGAAACGCUGGUUGCAAGAAUGAAAGAGCGUAGUGCAAGUAGUGGUGGCAAAUACGUAUCCGUGCAUCUUCGAUUUGAAGAGGAUAUGGUUGCGUUUUCUUGUUGUAUAUUUGAUGGUGGUAGGCAAGAAAGAUUUGAUAUGGAGGCAGCAAGAGAAAGAGGUUGGAGAGGCAAAUUUACUAAGCCUGGUAGGAUCAUUCGUCCUGGUGCCAUCAGAAUUAAUGGAAAGUGUCCACUUACACCUUUGGAGGUUGGUUUGAUGCUUCGUGGUAUGGGCUUUGAUAGAAAUACAUCUAUAUAUUUGGCUUCAGGAAAGAUAUAUGACGCUGAAAGAAAUAUGGCCCCAUUAUUUGAAAUGUUUCCUCUUUUGCAAACUAAAGAGAUGCUUGCAUCUCCAGAGGAAUUGGCACCAUAUCAGAAUUAUUCUUCCAGGAUGGCUGGUAUAGACUAUACAGUUUGCCUUCAUAGUGAAGUUUUUGUUACCACUCAAGGAGGUAAUUUCCCUCAUUUUUUGAUGGGGCAUCGGAGAUACUUGUACGGUGGGCAUUCAAAGACAAUUCGUCCGGAUAAGCGAAAGUUGGCACAAAUUUUUGAUAAUCCUAGUAUUGGAUGGAAAACAUUCAAGAGGCAUAUGCUAAACAUGCGAUCACAUAGUGAUUCCAAGGGUUUCGAGCUUAAAAGGCCAAAUGACUCUAUAUACAGUUUCCCAUGUCCUGACUGUAUGUGCCGAAUCGGUAAAUCGGAAGAUUCGAGAUCAGCGUCUGCAACGUGAUCUCCUGCCAUCAGAAUCAUAUGGAUAAUCUUUCAUGUUAAUGAUUCUGCAGAUGUGGCUAACUGCCAAAUCUUAUUUACAUUGAUUCUUUGAUUCUUUUCCCUUUUCCUUUGUGGAAAAAAAAGGGUAACACAGUUCAGUUUUGGAACUCCAACAAUUUGGUUGGAUGGUGUGGUCUGAUUAUUUGACCAGAGAAAGGCAUCACAUCUUUUUGUACAUGAUCUGGAAGUAGAAGUGACGCCACAGUAUCUUUGCAUUGAAGGAAUUGCUCUGGUAUUGACUAUACACUCGGUUGCAGCUGCUGAUAUUGCCAUUUGUUUAUCCACUAAUUUUGUCCAUUCUUUUCUUUUUUUUUUUUUCUUUUAAUUAAUUUUUUAAUUAUUGUAUAUACGAUUUGGAAUUGUAAAAUUGUACAAAGCAUGUUGGAGCUCUGUACAAGUUUUUUUGUUAUCAUCUAGAGUAAUUCAUUCUUUCAAAAUAGUGUUGUACUUGUGUGCGUGCAUCGCUUUCUGGUUUUUUUGUUUUGAGGUUAAUGUAGAUAGGUUAGGAAUUAGGCUGUGCUCCGUUGUAGAUGCAGCUCCAGCCAACUGUUGUACUCGUUCAUGUGAGUAUGAUCUCAAGAAAUUGACUGCAGAAACUCCCUAUUUGACAGUCAGAAUA
Molecule: messenger RNA, 4301 nt
Organism: Chenopodium quinoa (quinoa)
Lineage: Eukaryota; Viridiplantae; Streptophyta; Magnoliopsida; Caryophyllales; Amaranthaceae
Exons: 10
Coding region: 1938-3641 (567 amino acids)
Source: RefSeq, a predicted model, not a curated record